UUUUUUUAUCUCGGAGGAAUAUUUCCUCAUUUUCUUAGCUUUUUCCUCGCAUUAUUUGGAAAACUUACAUAGAGUUAAAUUACUGCAUUUUGGUGAAUGAAAAUAUGAUCUGCACUUUGUAGUGUAAUAUAAAUAUAGCACAGUGAGGCGUAUGAGAUCAAUUCGGGACAUUCGGGAUUAAUCCGUCGUUCCUGUUGAUUUUUAAAUGUAUAGUUUUGUAGAAUUCUAAAUAGGAAGUUGUUCUACACUGCAUAGACACUGUAUAUAUUCAAAGGAGGAUUUAUAAUGUAAUGAAAAAUUGCAUCUGGAAUGAAUUUAAAAAGGAACGGAAGAUAACCUAACUAAUCCUUGUAUACAAUCUCAGACAAAUAUGAAUAGGCGAAUCUUUAGCAAGAUAUUAACAGACUUUGUGAUCGGCAGAAGAAAAUUGCACGCGACUUCAAGCCUAUCGUGUCUAUUUCAACAGGAUCGAAGGUCUGGUUAUGAAUCAAAGUAUGAUAAACCACCACCGAAGCAAGAUUUAAGCAUUCUUGGUAGAAUGAGCGAAGGAUACCGACAGUUUAAGGAAGAGUUUGGUCUUUUGAUGGAGGAGGUGAGGGAAAAGUUGAGAAACGAUCCUAUUUUCAUAUACAGACAAAACGAAGUUGAUGUUGUCUGGCGAUUUAAGGGCGAUCCGAAGUCGUUGGAUCAGUGGGUUGUCACAUGUGACAGUGAUUACAAUGAAGGUUUUUCAACAGCCAAAUUGGAGAUGUCUUCUACUGGGACUGGGGUAUUUUCGGGCACAUUAAACAACCGUGUACCCCAAGAUGGAAAAGUAAAGUACGCUGGCUAUUGUAAUAUUAACAGUGUACCUAAACGAAGGUCAUUCAAGCGCGAAGUUUAUCACGAUUGGACAGAGUACACCCAUAUCGUCCUUCGCGUUAGAGGAGAUGGCAGAUGCUACGUGCUGAAUAUCAAUACCAGAGGCAUAUUUGACUUGACUUGGAACGACGUGUAUCAUUACGUGUUCCACACCAGAGGCGGACCUUAUUGGCAAUACGUCAGGGUACCAUUCUCCAAGUUCAUAUUUUCAAGUAAAGGCAGGCUGCAGGAUGCGCAGAUCCCGAUCGAGCUGCAUGAGAUUUCGAAUCUCGGCAUAUCGCUGGCGGACGACGUUUCCGGCCACUUCAGACUAGAAAUCGAUUAUAUUGGUUUGGAGUAUGAUGAAUUCCAUAGAGAAGAGUUUGCUUAUGAAUCUUACGAUGUUUCAGAUAUCAAAUUUUAGUAUGUAAGAUAUUAUAACUAUUGUUACCAUCUGUGCAGAGAUGACAUAGCUAUAGCAGUAAAAAAAGAAUAUACAUUGUACAAUAUGUGAAUAAUAAAUUUCAACUUAAUUUAAUUUA
Temnothorax curvispinosus is the source of this 1382-nucleotide messenger RNA. RefSeq names its product complex I intermediate-associated protein 30, mitochondrial (gene CIA30). Gene Ontology annotation, biological process: mitochondrial respiratory chain complex I assembly; mitochondrial electron transport, NADH to ubiquinone. NCBI's taxonomy places the organism in Eukaryota, Metazoa, Arthropoda, Insecta, Hymenoptera, Formicidae. The record is from RefSeq and is a predicted model, not a curated record. The coding region runs from base 371 to 1264 and encodes 297 amino acids. Gene Ontology annotation, cellular component: mitochondrion. The transcript has 2 exons.